Lucilia cuprina (Australian sheep blowfly) is the source of this 9992-nucleotide messenger RNA. RefSeq names its product dedicator of cytokinesis protein 9 (gene Ziz). The record is from RefSeq and is a predicted model, not a curated record. Gene Ontology annotation, molecular function: guanyl-nucleotide exchange factor activity. Bases 529 to 7416 code for a protein of 2295 amino acids. Lineage: Eukaryota; Metazoa; Arthropoda; Insecta; Diptera; Calliphoridae. The transcript is spliced from 15 exons. Gene Ontology annotation, biological process: positive regulation of GTPase activity; small GTPase-mediated signal transduction.
GAUUUUUACGCGUCCGCAAAACAGGUUCUAAUUUUGGAGUGUUUGUACGGUCGUUAUUUGUUUAUGUAUCUGCUUCAUUCAUAAAUUGUAUAUUUUCCAAUAGUAACAAAGUUUUUGUUAUUGUUUUUUGUCGAUUUUUCGCUACACUUCUUUUGAUUUCAUUAUUAAAUACAACUCCAAUAACAACAACAAAACCACUAAAACGAAUAAAUGUUAAUAAAAACAAAACAGUAGCAAAUAAACAUAAAAUAAGAAGAAGAAUCUUCUUUCGCAUUUUCCCACAUCACACGGUUUUCAUAACAAAUUUGUUGUUGGCGUUCUUUGAGAGUAAAAACAAAGAGUGUGUAAAAUUUGUGCGUGUGAUUUGUUGUUGUUUUUAUUUUUGCAUACAAAUAAACUAGAAUCAACUAAAAAUAAAUUUUCAAAACAAAAACAAACCAGGGGAAAGAGUUAACAAAUACUUGCUCUUCCCUUUAUUAUUAUUGCUGUGUUGAUGUGGCGUUGUUUUCACAGUAAGACGUAAACAUAAUGGCAGAACGAAAAUUUACCCGGGCCUUAAAUAAGCCGGGUAUGGCUGCUCAAUUGCGUGAGACUGUAUCACAAGUUGUACGAGAGAGUGCAGUGUUGAUGAAAUAUCCAACAAACAAACAGCAUCGUAAUACUGGUAGCGAAAAAUGGAAUAAACCCCUCGUAGUGGAACCCAUAGACUUUGAAAGCUUCAUCUCCAAAAACAAAACUCUAAUACAAAAUGAUCCCCAAAGAGAAUUACUUAUAUAUCCAAGUGAUGAUGUAUCGGAAAAAAUUUUACCCCGCAAAGUACGCACAAAAUCCAAAUCCAUAAUAGAUCGCUUUGAACCCCCCAAUGAAACGAUAGUAUGUCCCUUGUAUGGUGGAUCAACAUCCACUAAUGGAUCACAUAAUGUAACAAGACAGAAUAGCAGUGCUUCCAAUAGUCCGCGUUUAACGCAACGACAGUUGAGUAGUCAAUCUACAACUUCUAAUGGUUCCAUACAACAACAACAGCAACAAAAUGGUGGUAACAUUUCACGCAAAUGUUCACAAACCUCAGCGCCACAACUUAAUUCUAUUAAAUCACCUACCUCAUCAUUGGAAUCAUACGAAUCGGCGCUGUCCACAACAAAUGGCACAACUAAAUCCAUAUCCUCCUCGUCAUCAUCAACACUCAAAUCAAGUAAUUUAGCACAACCCGAAGAUGAUGAUGAUUUAGAUACCAUAGGUGAUUCGUUGAUAAAUAAUGGAGUUGGUCCUCCGGCUAAGCCGAAAUUUGAAUGUUCACGUUUUACGCGUCAGGCCUUGUAUACGUAUCGUGCUAAAAAUCAUUUAAUACAUUAUAAAUACCAUGAAUAUGGUGGAACUUGUCAUGAUCUACCAAAAAAAACUUCCUCAGAAGUUUUAAGAGAAGAAGUCUAUGAAAUUGAUGCCGAUCAAGAUCGUAUCGACGAGCAAAUGUCACGGUCUCAGGCUGAUUCCAUUACUAAACAAGGUUAUUUGCUAAAAGGUCCGGACUCGGGUUCAGAUCGUAUGUUUGCUAAUAUUGGUAACAAGUCUUUUAAAAGAAGAUAUUGUUAUCUACGCCAAGAAGUGGAUGGUACUUAUAUAUUAGAACUACACAAAGAUGAAAAACAGGGUGAAGCGAAGGCCACCAUAGUCAUGGACUUUUGCACUGAAGUUGUGCAGAAUCCUAAACGUAGUCGCUAUUGCUUUGAACUACGCAUGACUGCCGGUCAUAAAUCUUUUACAUUAGCUGCCGAAAAUGAAGAAGAUCUCAAGGACUGGUUAAGUAAACUCUCAUUAGUAUUGCAACAGAACAAAAUCCAAGAAGAUAAACGAGUAGCAUCACUCGAAAGAACACCUCCUCCAAGUCCUAAUACUGUGAUGUUUGGUACCCUUAAGGGUCUUGAUCAAUCUAUGAAUCCACAAUUAAUUAAAUACGGAAGAGAAACUGAUAUAUCCAUAGCACAGGCAAGACGAGAAAAUAGACGAAGACUUUUUGCCAAUUACCAAUCGAGUUCGAAAGCAACACCUGCCGAUAAUGUCGAUCAGUAUAGAGAACAAUUUGGCAAACGUAUAUUCCUUAGUUGUCAAAGUCUAAAAUUUCGCCUACAAUGUCCUUCCGAUAGUCAAAGUUCGGCCGAUGGCAGUCAUGUCUGUCAGGUUGAACCCUAUAUAACUAGUCUGGCUCUGUAUGAUGUACGCGCAGGACGCAAACUUACAGAAUCAUUUUACUUCAACAUUAACGAUGAGCAUGUGCGUGAUAUGUUACCCUCAACACCCGUGCCACAUUCAGUGGCCGCUGCAAAUGUUCCCAAAAAAGAUGUGCAUGAUGAACGUACACGUAGUACUUCGCAAGCCUAUAGUACGCUUAUAGAAAAUCUUUCGACAGAAUUGCAGAGAUUCAACAAGGAGCAGUUUUCACAGUUAAAGCAGGCUUUAUUUUCAGUUACCUCGCCUCAUUCAGAUAUAUUUCUGGUGCUAAAAAUAGAGAAAAUCUUGCAAGGAAAUAUAGUACAGGCUGUGGAACCCUACUUAAAAGCCAAUAGAGAUCCCAGAUUUGCUCAAAAACUACACAAGAAUAUACGUAACUAUGCCCAGAACAUUGGCCAUUAUAGACAACCAUUUGGCUGGGCAGCCAAGCCUCUAUUUCGUUCAUACAGCAAUGAAUUGGAUACAGAAAAAGAUGGUGAAUUUGAAUUUAAUACCAUCUAUCGACAAGAAGUAAAUAAACUCAAAGAUGAGGAGUUAUUGAAAUUAUUAGCCGAAUAUCGAAAACCAGAUAAAUUAAGUAAAUUAACGGUUAUACCGGGACAAUUGAAAUUAAUGAUAGAGGAGGUAGAAAAAGUGGAAGGCUCAUUUACCAAAUCAUUAGUACCUUUGGUUAACUCCACCUGUCCACCCAACAAGCCAGUUACUUUAGAAAUAACCGAAUUCCAAAGUACUUCCGAACGAGAUUGUCAUCCAUUUACAACAUUUUGUAAUCAUUUAUUUGUUUAUCCCUUAAACUUACAAUUCGAUAGUCAGAAAAUAUUCUCCCGGGCUCGCAAUAUAACAGUUGUGGUAGAAUUAAGAGAUUCUGAUCAUGAAAAUUCCAAGCCAUUGAAGUGCAUAUAUGGCCGUCCAGGUCAAGAUUUUCUAGUCUCCCAAAUAGCCUGCCCAGUUCUUCAUCACAACACCACUCCCUUGUGGUAUGAAGAAUUAAAAUUACGUUUACCUUUGGGUAUAUUUCCCGAACAUCAUCUUCUGUUUUCUUUUUAUCAUGUUUCUUGUAAUUUGGGUAAAAAACGUGAUGCUAAUGCUACGUUCGAAACACCCAUCGGUUAUGCCUGGCUGCCGUUAUUGCAAAAAGGUAAAAUAAAUUUGGAUGAACAAGUCAUUCCAGUAGCAGCUACUUUGCCUGUCGGGUACUUAAGCAUUCAGCCCUUAGGCUUGGGCAAAGGGCAGAAUUGUGGGCCAGAUAUACAAUGGAUCGAUAAUCAAAGACCGCUGUUUGGUGUGGCCCUGCGUAUGGAUUCUACAGUACACACAGCCGAUCAACAUUUACACAAUUUAUUUGCUCAUUCCGAACGUCUGUUGGAAGGUGGCAAAACUACGGCUAUGCCAGCUGAAACGGAAACCUGUAAAAUUCUAAAAGCAGCUCAUGCUAUUGAUAUUACCACCCUUAUCAACUAUUUGCCUACUAUACUAAAUGAACUCUUUACCUUAUUGGUGCACACGCAAUCUGAAGAAGUUGGCUUGAAUAUUAUACGUUUACUUAUAAACAUUAUACACAUGAUAACGGAGGAAGCCGGACGCAAGGAGUUAUUAACUUCCUAUGUAACCUAUGUCUUUCAUGCACCCUAUUUUUCCCAAAAGAUUUCACGUACUGUACAUGGUGAAUUGUGCAAACAUUUGCCCUCUAUUUUGCAUCCCAAUAAUACCGACUUUUUGGUAGUCAAUAAGUUUAUGCGUUACUCGGGUAUAUUUUUUGAUUUGAUCGUUAAAAGUAUGUCGCAACAUCUUUUGGAUACGGGUCGGAUACGUAUGUUAAGAAAUGAAAGAUUUCCAAAAGAAUUCCCUGAAAGACUGGAAAAUCUUAUUAAGGUCUUGAUACCCUAUUUGAUAUCACGCUACAAAGAUUUACCCGUGGAAACCCAACAUCUUAAUAAGUCAUUAUCACAAUUUGUUCGUAGAGCCUUGACAUUUAUGGAUCGUGGUUUUGUUUUUAAACUAAUACGCUACUACAUGGAACAAUUUUCUCCCGGAGAUCCUCGUGUUUUACAGGAGUUUAAAUUUAAUUUCCUUCAAGAAAUUUGUCAACAUGAACACUAUGUGCCCUUUAACUUGCCAUUUGUUUUGAAUCCCAAAAAUCGUCCUCCCGAAAUGAUGCAACAUUUUAAUUUAACGGAGGAUUUCUGCCGACAACAUUUCCUAUCGGGCUUAUUGUUACAAGAACUGAAGAGUAGUUUGAAUGAAGUGGGUAAUGUUAGAAAACAUGCCUUGAUGGUAUUGAAAAACCUAUUGGCGAAACAUGAAUUGGAUGAUCGUUAUCAGAAUAAGGGACAACUAUCUAGGAUUGCUUUGUUGUAUGUACCCUGGUUGGGUAUAGUAAUGGAUAAUAUACAAAGAAUCGACGAUCUCUCAGAGGUAACCACACCCAAUGGUCAUGUUUAUGCCGACUCUGCUUCCUAUACUCAAAGGCUUUCGUGCUCCAGUAGUUAUGUUUUUGGCAAAGAUUCGACUUUGAAUUCCAAUACGUCUACUCCUAGAGGUAAAAACAGAGCAACUUUGCACAUUGAGCAUCCCAGUCCAGUUAGAGCUUCGGUACAUCUUAAGGAAACCAAUUACUUGGCUGCAAUAGCUGGUACUGUUAUUACCAAUGGCUGUUCAGAUUCAUCCCUUAACUCCCUAACAUCCGAUUCACAAAACUCUCAAGAUACCACCUUGGGAGCCAAUGGUAAUCAUAUAGAAAAUAUGGAUGUGGCUUUAAGAAAUGGUCACAAUCGCUCUAUUAGCGUAACUCAUGCCACCGUCAUGCAAAGAUGUGAUAAAUUCUCAGCAGCUGAAAGCAAAGAUCUCCUAUUGGGCUUCCUGUUUGUCAUUAAACAUUUAUCACAAGAACAAAUGAUUGGUUGGUGGCAAAAUUGCAAUGAAACCGAAACCAUUAACUUUAUGACCAUUUUGGAAUUAUGUCUCAUACAAUUUCGUUAUGUGGGUAAGAAAAAUCUACAUUUAAAUGAAGAAUCCAGAGAUGCUCGAGCAGUAAGAGCAGCCAAAGCUAGUACUCUACCAGCCAGAACAUCACCAGCUGCUUUAGAAAACUCCUCUAAUUUAAAUGAAACAGGUACCUUAAAUUUAACACACAAUCGAGAGAAUUUAUUAAGUGAAACCACUAGAAGUCAACAGGCUUUAUAUGAAUCAAAUCUGGCCACUGAAGUUGGUAUGAUCAUAUUGGAUUGUUUGGGUUUAUUUGCAGUACAAUUUAAACUUAAACUCAUAGACAGUCUCAUAUUACCAAAAUUGGCGCGUGUUUAUCUCAAGUUUCUGCAACUGGGUCAAUCGGAAAAUCUUUCCAAACAUGUUUUUGCUGCUCUGCGUGCUUUCAUCAACAACUUUUCGCCGGCUCUUUUUAAAGGCAAUGCCAUAUUGUGCGGUCAAAUGGUAUACGAAUUACUAAAGGCGUGUGACAGUCGUCUAGUGCAAAUUAGACAUGAAUCCUGUGCAGUUCUUUAUCUACUAAUGCGUAGCAAUUUCGAGUUUAGCGGACGUAAAGGUUUAACGCGGGUACAUUUACAGGUCAUCAUUUCGGUCUCACAAAUGAUUGGCAAUGUAAUUGGUCUGAAUAAUGCACGUUUUCAAGAGAGUUUAUCGGUCAUCAAUAGUUAUGCGAAUAGUGAUAAGGCUAUGAAGGGUACCGGUUUUCCAGUAGAGGUCAAAGAUCUAACACGCAGAGUGCGAACUGUUUUAAUGGCUACGGCUCAAAUGCAAGCUCACCAUAUGGAUCCAGAACGCUUGCUAGAGUUACAAUAUUCUUUAGCCAAUUCCUAUGCCUCUACACCAGAACUACGACACACCUGGCUGGUGACUAUGGCUCGUAAUCAUGAACAGAAUGGUAAUAUUUCCGAAGCAGCCUGUUGUCAUCUGCACAUAGCCGCCUUGAUGUCCGAAUAUCUGCGUUUGAAGGGUGGCUGCAGCAUUAAUUGGGGCUCUUUGGCUUUUAGCAAAAUUUCACGCAAUAUUAAUCGCGAUGAACAAGGUCUCAAAUUGGAUGCUGGUUCUCAGGAUUCUCAAUAUACCGAACAAAUGCUAUUGGAACAAUUAAAACAAUGUGCAGUAUUUUUGGAUUCUGCCGAACGUUAUGAAUGUUUGGGAGAAUUGUAUAAGCUAAUAUUGCCCAUUUAUGAGAGAACAAGAAAUUACAAUGAUCUACAAGAAUCCUAUGAACAUUUAGCCAAGGCUUAUAGUAAAAUUAUUGAGGUGAAUCGUUCUGGCAAGCGCAUGUUGGGCAGAUUUUAUCGUGUUGUUUUCUAUGGAAUGGUUUAUUUCGAAGAAGAUCAUGCUGUAGAAUAUGUUUAUAAGGAACCUAAAUUGACUUCCUUAAGUGAGAUAUCCGAACGUUUAGCAAAACAGUACAAGGAGAAAUUUGGUGCGGAUGUUGUGAAAUUAAUUAUGGAUUCAUCACCGGUUAAUGUUAAUGAACUCGAUCCCAAAUUGGCUUAUAUACAAGUAACACAUGUGAUACCAUUCUUUACCAAAGAUGAACUCGAUCAAAGACUUAAUGAGUUUGAACAAAAUCACGAUGUUGAUACAUUUAUGUAUGAAACACCUUUCACAAAAUCGGGAGCAGCUAGAGGUGCGGUCGAGGAGCAAUGGAAACGUAAAACUGUUAUAAAAACAACUUAUUCCUUUCCCUAUGUGCUAAAACGUAUACCAGUUAAAUCUAGAGAAAUUAUAGAAUUGAGUCCCAUAGAGGUGGCCAUAGAUGAAAUGCAAACCAAAGUAACAGAAUUAGAAGAAACCAUACUACCACCAGCCGAUGUUAAGAAAUUACAGCUUAGACUGCAAGGCAGUGUUGCAGUGCAAGUAAAUGCUGGUCCUUUGGCUUAUGCUCAAGCGUUUUUGGAUCCCAAAGUUGUUAAUAACUUCUCCGUAGAUAGGGUAGAGGACUUAAAAGAUGUUUUCAGAGAUUUCAUAGGUGUUUGUCAUACCGCUCUACAAUUAAAUGCCCGCAUGAUUUGCAGCGAUCAAAAAGAAUACCAUAACGCUCUUAAGGAAAACUAUCAGAAGCUUUGUCAGGCCUUAAGUGAAUUGCUAGAUGAACCUUUUCAACCUUUGGAUGAAGGUGCCAAUGCAACACAUCGCAAUAGCAUGGCCUUAUUUAAUGCCAUUAGUGGAGCUUCAAAUAAUUCAAGUACUGCCUAAAAUUAAUGUCAACAACCAAAACGUUUUCAACUUAUUCGUACUUCCCCUAUAACUAUCUUCUACUUAGUAGAUAAAGAAUUUAAGAAAACAAAACAAAAUAUCUCGAAAUUUAAAAAAAAAACAUAUAUCUUUCAAACGUAGUUUGUGUGUUAUCUAUCAUAAAUAUACAUAUAUGUAUGUCUGUCUGUCUCUCUCUCUCCCUCUGUGUCUGUAUCUAACAAUAUGUUACUAACAACAAAAUUUUUUACAUUAGUAUAAUCACGAAUUUAUAACCUUUUUCCAUUACUCAAAUCAUAGAUUGUCAUAGAUUUUAACAAAAACCUGUAGUGUUAUUUUGAUAAAAUGGGAAUUUUUAGAAUAAUAAAAUAAUUAAAUUUAAAGAAAUUUUUCUAAAAUAUAAAGGAUGAAUAAAUGGGGUUUUUAAGGUUUUCUUUGUUUAGUUUAGAAUUUUUAUACCUUUAACACUUUUAAAGCUUUUAAUUUUCAAAAAAACUAUUGUUGCAUUAGGCAUUUUUGUUAAAAAGUAUUAUGGCAUUGACAAAUUUGCAUUGAAAUAUUUUUAGAAAAGAAUAAAACGAUGCUAUUAAAAUUAUUGUAAACUAACUAUAGAACAUUGCAUUCUAUGAAAACAUUUUCAUCGCAUUAUAUAUUAUUGAUAAAAAAUGACAUCGCAUUCACAAAUUUACUUGGAAAAUUACUUGGCAUUGGAAAUUUUAUAAGAAAAAUUCACUAUAUUGACUUUUUUCUAUAGAAAAUAGCAUUGCCUUGACCAUUUUUUGAACAAAAUGUCAUUGCGUUGACAUUUUUCCAAAAGUAACAUUAAUAUGAAAAUGUUCUUUAGAAAAUUAAAUUAACAUCAAGUUUUCAAUCGAUAAUAGUAUCGCAUUAAUAGAUUUUUAAAGAAAAUAACAUUGCAUUACAUAAUUUAUAUAAGAAAUUUGAUUGCAUUUCCUUAGAAAAUAAAAUUGAAUUUAAUUAACAUUUUCUUUAGAAAAAACAUCCAGAUUUCUUAUUUCCACAUCGCAAUGAAAAUAUUUCUUAUGAAAAUUACAUUGAAUUGAAAAUUUUCUUUAGAAAUAUCGUAGCAUUGAAAUUUAUCUUUAGGAAAUAACAUUUAACUGAUCCUUUUCUAUGGAAAAUAACAUUGCAUUGAUCGUUUUCUAAAAAAAACUUAAUCGCAUUAAAAAUUUUCUUUAUAAUCGCAUUGAAAUUUAUCUUUAGAAAAUAACACCAAACUGAUUGUUUUCCAUAGAAUAUAAUAACGCAUUGAACGUUUUCUACAAAAAAGUAAUACCAUUGAUCAAUUUCUUUAGAAAAUAUCAUCGCAAUGACCAUUUUCGUAAAAAAUAUCAUCGCAUUGAGCAUUUUCUUUAGAAAAUAUAAUCGCCUUGAAAAUUGCAUUGAAAAUUUCCUUUAGAAAACAAUAUCGCAUUGAACAAUUUCAACAAAAAUAUCGCAAAGAAUUUUGACAUUGAAAUCUAUCUUUAGAAAAUAACAUUGAAUUGAUCUUUUUUUAGGGAAAAUUACAUCGCAUUGAUCGUUUUCUAAAAGAAACUUAAUCGCAUUGAAAAUUAACAUUAAACUGAUCGUUUUCCAUAGAAUAUAACAAUGCAUUGAACGUUUUCUACUAAAAGUAAUAGCAUUGAGCAGUUUCUUUAGAAAAUAAUAUCGCAUUGAACAAUUUAAACAAAAAAUAAUAUCGCAAAGAAAAAUUUCAAUAGUAAAUAACAUUGCAUUGAAAAUAUUCAUUGAAACAUAAUAUCGCAUUGAACUUAUUCUUAUUUAAAAUUUAUCAAUGCAUUAAUUUAUUCUUUUAAAAUAUGUUCCUUUUUUAAAUUUAUAUAUUUCAUUACUUUACUUCAUCACAGUUACUAAUUAAAAAUAUGUAGCAAAAAAGAUCUUACUAAUAUGUAGUAAUAUUUGAAUUGGGGUUUCAUAAUUGUAAUCAAUAUUUGAAAUUAAUAAAAAGCUUUCAAUCAUUCAAUAAUAAAUGCAAUUAUUUUAAGUUUCUUUAAAAUAUAUACAUAAUUAAUAUUUUAACUUUUUUAUUUUAGGUUUUCCAGUUUACUAAAAACUCAUUGAUAUACAAAUACGAACAAAAACCAUUUAACACUGAAACAAUUAUUAAUAAAUCCUACAAAGAAUCAAAUCCUCUCCAUCCAUAUUCCCACAAAAAUCCUACAAAUUCAAAUCCUUUAAAGCACAAAUUCAAUUAAUUUUUUUUAUAAUAUUUACAUUUAAUAUUAAUAAAAUUACAUAUAUAUUUUUUUUAUAAAAACUUAAGCAUGAUUUUGCUUUAUUUGACAGUUUAAUUGAUUAUUAUUUGUUAUGUAUUUUUUUAUAAAAUUUAAUUUAUAUUUUUAUUUUUUAAUUUUAAUAAAAAUUAAAGCUGAAUUCUGCAUUUAUUUAAGUUUCUAUAAUUAGUUUUUAAGCAAAGUCCAAAACGAGUUCGAAUCAAAACUUAACUAUAUAAUUAAAAUAUAUAGUUAUUAAACUUAACUUGAUAUUCAAAUAAAAAUUUAAAAUAUAUAAAACUAUUAUACAAUUUAAUCUUUAUUCCAAAAUAUUAUUUAUUU